AUGAUUGGAAGUUAUAAAAAACUCUAUCUCAUUUGUCAUUUCUUCUUCUUCUUCUUCUUCUUCUUCUUCUUCUUCUUCUUCUUCUUCUUCUUCUUCUUCUUCUUCUUCUUCUUCUUCCUCCUCCUCCUUCCUCUCCUCCUCCUUCUCCCCAUCUCCUCCUUCUUCUUCUUCUUCCCCCUCCUCCUCCUCCUCCUUCCUUUCCUCCUCCUUCUUCUUCUUCUUCUAUUCCAGUUCUUCUUCCUUUUUGAUUUCUUUAUUUGCUUCAAUGUUUCACUACAUCUUGUUUAUCUUUCUCUCUUCAUUUUUUACAGUUUUUAUUCUUUCUUGAUUUUCCAAUGUUCUCUCCUGUUUUUCUCUUUCAAUUCUUUCUUUUCCUUUAAUUUUUCAUUUUUUCUUUCAAUUUUCAUCCCUUUCCCUUUCCUUCAAUGUUUAUCUUUUCUCUUCCUGUUUUUCACUUUCAUUCCUUCUCUCUCUUUUCUACGAUUUAUUUUCUUUUUCUUCCAAUUCAGAUUCAUUCUUUCUCUUCCAAGUUUUCUCUUUUAUUCACUUUUCAUUCUUUCUUUCACUUUUCUACUUUUUCUUCAUUUCUUCUUUAGAUUCAUAUUCUUUGUUUUUUUUUUCAAUUUUCAUCCUCUCUCUUUGUCUCUUUCAUUCAGUUUUCAUUCUUUUUCUCUCUCUUUCUUCAUUGUUUUCUUCCUUUUUUUCUCUUCCAUUUUGUUUUCAUUCUUUCUCCCCUUUCUACUUUUUAUUCUCUUUUUCUUCCAAUUCAUAUUCUUUUUUCUUUUUUCUACUUCCAUUCUUUCAACCUUGCAUUUUCUUUUCCUUUGUUUAUUUGCCGGCUUCAAUCUGCCUUGA
Messenger RNA from Acanthosepion pharaonis, 855 nucleotides. The record is from the annotation of a GenBank genome assembly. NCBI's taxonomy places the organism in Eukaryota, Metazoa, Mollusca, Cephalopoda, Sepiida, Sepiidae.